Xenopus laevis (African clawed frog) is the source of this 2075-nucleotide messenger RNA. It is a transcript of the gene ccnq.S, whose product is annotated as cyclin Q S homeolog. Gene Ontology annotation, biological process: regulation of transcription by RNA polymerase II. The record is from RefSeq and is a predicted model, not a curated record. The transcript has 7 exons. Lineage: Eukaryota; Metazoa; Chordata; Amphibia; Anura; Pipidae. Bases 199 to 891 code for a protein of 230 amino acids. Gene Ontology annotation, molecular function: cyclin-dependent protein serine/threonine kinase regulator activity.
AGCUCGAUGGCUUCUUCCUAAUCUAGAUUUGGACGGGAAGCGUUAACUGACCAAUCAUAGGCGACCACUGGGAACCGGAAGCUCGAUGGCUUCAGUCUGUGUUUAUGCGUUCCAGGCUGGUCUGUGCGAGGGAUGUGGCAGAUAUAUUGAGUCAAUACUUACGGGUUCGAAGGAAAAGAUUGUUGCUAGCAGAUUAUAAUGGAAAUCGGCAAGAACAAUAUGGAUACAUGUAAUAUGGCGAGUUCCGAUAAAGAUGUGAAGAUCCACUUUAAAGUGGCCAGAUUUAUUAUGGAAGCAGGAGUAAAACUGGGAAUGCAUUCUGUUCCUAUUGCAACUGCUUGUACUAUAUACCACAAGUUCUAUAAAGAGACUAGCCUGGAGAAUUAUGAUCCACACCUUGUGGCAAUGUCUGCAAUUUAUCUAGCUGGAAAGGUAGAGGAACAGCAUCUACGAACAAGAGACAUCAUUAAUGUGUGCCACAGGUAUAAUAAUCCUGGAAGCGAACCUCUUGAAGUAGACUCAAAAUUUUGGGAGCUGCGGGACAAUAUUGUGCACUGUGAAUUACUGAUGCUCAGGAUGUUAAAUUUUCGUGUGUCUUUCCAGCAUCCACACAAAUAUUUGCUCCAUUACUUAAUUUCUUUGAAAAACUGGAUGAAUCGACACAGUUGGGAACGCACGCCCAUUGCUACAGCUGCCUGGGCUCUUCUCAGGGACAGUUAUCAUGGAGACCUAUGCUUACGAUAUGAACCACAGCAAAUUGCAGUUGCAGUACUUUAUUUUGCCUUGCAGUGCUAUGGGGUAGAGGUCCCAAGCAAUAGUAAUGCUGAAACUUCUUGGUGGCAGAAAGAAGAAGCCGAAAGAUUAUCGCUCUGUGGUGUUUGCUGGAAUUAACAGUGCCAGGUUUUUAGUGAAGAUAUUACAAUAUUAACAAUUAACAACAUUAUAUCUGAUCUAAUACAUAUUUAUACUAUGGAUACUGAAAUAGUUUGAGUGACCAAAUGAGACUCCUUGCACCAAAACCAUUGUUUCUUUGGUAAUCUGUUGUAUUAUUUGACUUUUAUUAUCCCCUUUCUGUUAUGGGGGGGGGGAAAUCUGCCUCAGUCCACAUACCCGUCGCUAUUAAGAUGUUUGCUUUCUUUAUUCUUACUGUAUGUAUUGUUUUGAAAAAGUCAUGUUUUUUUUUAUCUGUAGUGCAACUGGUUCCAAGUUCCAACUGUAAGAAGUUGCCUUGAAUACACAGUAUUUUCUCUUCAUAAAUAUUUUUGUAUAACGUCCUGUUUACAUUCAGGGCACAUUACAAAAGCCAGCAUCCGCAUUGGCAUGCCGGCAAUAGUAUGGGUAGCUUGCAAGGAAAGAUGCAACAAUGGAGACCCCAAACUUUUGAGCAACUGGAGUCCUUAUACCAGCCACAAAUGGAACAACAUUUCAUGGUCAGAACUACAGCAAUAGGUCUCUUCAGUUCCAAGAGUGUUGUUAAAACAAGAGACAAUACAACACAAUGGGAAGCUUUUUUGAAACAUGCAUACACUUUUCAUAAAACAACAUUUCUCAGUUUCAACAUUUAAGGGGUUAUUUAUAAAAACUCGAAAAAAAAAUGGAAGAAAAUUUACUAUAAAAUCCGAUUUUUUUUUUUUUGUGAAAAAAGGACAUUUUUUUCUAGAUUUAUUAUAACCCGAGGAUGGAAAAAGUCUGAAUUCAAAAAUCCAGCAUCACAGACCUACCAAGGUUCUAUAUAAGUCAAUAACAGAGGUCCCUAGCCUAUUUAGAAGUUUCUGUGGUCUGUGCUGGAAUUAGCCAGAAUAUCCGACUGUUUCUGACUUUUCAGGCAAAAAUUAAAAAAAUUGAGGGAAAAAAAACUCAGAAAAAAUCAUAUUAUUCGGAUUUUCAAUUUUUUUCCUGUUUCUCCCCGAUCCGAUAAAAUCGUGGUUGUUUAAUAAAUAAGUCCCAAUCGUGGAUUCUAGUUUGGCUGGACUUUCUUUUAUUAAAAUACUCAAAAAUUCAGAUUUUGAUAAAUAUGCCCCCCCCAUAUGUUGUCUUUGUACUGUUUUCAAUUAAAUAAAGGUUUUAAAUGAUUU